ACCUAAGAGAAUUUAAGCACUACGCACCACAGAACACUUUUACUCUAAUAAGCUACGCACAAUACCAACACAAUACGCAGUACGCAGACUACGCACUGUGACUAUUCGUGUGUAGUGUGUACAAAAAUUAUUUGAAGAGUUGUAACUUGUAAACAAUAAAUUUCGUGUUGUACAAAAUAUAUUUCAGCGUGGUGGUUUGCCAUAUACAGCCUAUAUUGUUUAGUCAAUAUUUGUUGUAUCCAGGAAUAUUUAUACAAAAUAGUCCGAUUGUAUAAAUUGUAACCGAGAAAUAAUGGCAGAUCCUAAAGCUGAACAGCCCACAUCAGAUGUCGAAAGUAAUUAUUCUCAAUCUAAUGAUCCUAAAAAUAUGCAAGAAGUAACACAAUAUGUUCAGUCAUUAUUACAAAACAUGCAGGAUAAGUUUCAGAGCAUGUCAGAUCAAAUAAUUAAUAGAAUAGAUGAAAUGGGUUCCCGUGUUGAUGAAUUAGAGAAGAAUAUAACUGACCUUAUGACACAAGCAGGUGUUGAGAAUGACAAGUAGAUUUAAGCAUUCAGAAUUAGAUUAUUCAAGUAAAACAGGCUUAGGUCCAUUUUAUUCACAGUUUUAGAUCACACUUUAAUACAUGAUUGUAAACCAUUUUAUAUACAAAUAAAACUACAUAACAUUUCUCUUAAGCAAUAUUAUGAGAUCAAGAAUGAUUUAAUUUAUAAAAUAAAUUGUGAAUAAUGUAAGUAAAUAAACAUAAGAAAUAAAUACCAGACAUGCCUUAUGAUGUGAAGUUUGUCAUUUGGAAAUCCAGUGUAAAUAAAAAAUAAUUUAUGUAAAAAUCUUUAAUUUAUUGGUCCACUCUCAUUUAAAGACUUUAAUUUAAAUUAAGGUAAAGCUGCAAUAAUUUUUAUAAAUUUUACUGCACCAACAAAGGUAUGUUGAAACUGUUUAGUACUUUUAAUGCUAUGUAGUGUCAAUAUAGUUGUUAUUUAUGUAGCUUAAUCAAAUUUCAUUUGGCUGAGCACAGCAUAUUUAACUUGCAUGUUAAAACACUUUUCCCCUUAUUCAUAAUGGUCCGCUAACUUUAAACAGCUGCUAAGUAGUGUUUUUUCUCAUUCUGACUUAGUUCAAUAGAAGAAGGCAGAGUGAGAAUUUGCAAUGGUUUAAGUUAGCAGACUAUUAUGAAUAAGGGGGUUUAUUUAAUAAUUUAUCAGUGUAUUGUGAUAAUUUAAAACUGCAAUAAUUACAUUUGUUUUGCAUCAUCAAUGUGAUCAAGAGCUUAUUCUCCAUUUUAUGUUAAUUUCUUACUCCAUUUGUUUCAUACAAAAGCCCAUCCUUACAAAGAGUUCAAGCAAUGUUAAAAUCAGUCUGAUUACCUAUUGAAAUAAAAUGUUUAGGAUUCGUGUAUAUCAAAUUGUUUUAGGUUCCUUUAUGUAAAUUGUAAUCUACUUUUUAGUAUCUAUAUAUUGGUAUGUGGCAGCACUGCAUCAAUUAAGUUCUACAAAUAAUAUAUAAUAAUAAUCUUUAUUUGAAAAUGGUCAGUUUUACGAUUUUAAGUAAAAGUUUUUCUCAUCUCACCUAAUGUUCUCCUUGUUCCUAAGUUACUGAACAUGACUUAAUUCACCUUAUGAACCAAGUGUAUCUCUAUAUAUUAUGUCGUAGGUAUAUUGUUAAAGCCAUGAUAUUACAAUUUCACUAGUGAUUUUACAAUAAACCGGUAGAUUUUUACCGUUACCGUUUUUUUUACGAAAUUAUAAUAUCAUGGCUUUGACAAUAUACCUGCAAUAUAUGUACUUAUAUAAACCCAUAUGGAUUUUUCUCGAAUGUUCACAAUGUAGGUAAUAUUAAGAAAGAAUUGUAUUUUAAACAAAUUGUUUACUGAAUUCUACCUACCGUAAAAAGUUCGAUGUGAAAUCCCUAACAAUAUUUCGCCAAUAGUGCGUCAGAACAUAGAUACUAAUAUUGUGUAUACUAUUGUGAUACUGGCUUGUCAAAAAAUUAUCUGUAAUUACUGAUUAUUAUAUAAUAAGAUUAAGUAUUUCAUUAUUCACGGCUUAUGUAAAUGUUAUUAUGCAUUACACAUAAGGUUUAGUAUAUUAUGUGCCUAGUUGAAUUCAUGCAACAUGUUUUGUAAUUUCACAAAAAUAAAUGAUAAUAACAA
This is a messenger RNA of Leptidea sinapis, 2150 nucleotides long. Its product is annotated as heat shock factor-binding protein 1. The transcript has 3 exons. The coding region runs from base 293 to 541 and encodes 82 amino acids. NCBI's taxonomy places the organism in Eukaryota, Metazoa, Arthropoda, Insecta, Lepidoptera, Pieridae. Gene Ontology annotation, biological process: cellular heat acclimation. Gene Ontology annotation, cellular component: nucleus; cytosol. Gene Ontology annotation, molecular function: transcription corepressor activity. The record is from RefSeq and is a predicted model, not a curated record.